CAUACACUAGCGCAGUGCUACCUCUCUCUGCUCUCAGCUGAUGCACUCACAGCACAGACAGCAGACCAACCCUGCCUGUAGUUUCUUUCUCUGCUCUGUUUUUCCUUCUCUCUCCAUUCAUCCUCCUCUCCUCCAGGGCCCGGCGUCUACUCUGAAGUCUGCAGUCGGAGGCUGAGGCUGUUUCCUGUCAGUGCAGAGCGCCGUCUGUGAGCCCAGACAGCGAGCCAGGAUAUACAUCUCUCUCUCCCACCUCUCUCCUGACCAGACAGGGAGGAAAUCAGCAGGACCAACGAGGAGUAGGGAAGUUGUCCCUGGGCUGUGGCUGUGUGGACUAGAGGGGGUCGAGGCCUAUAGAAGAGAGGCGACCUAGAGGAUUAUCGAGAGAGAGACUCUCUAGAAGCAUCACUGAACCCCCCCCUCCACACCGGCAAUACCUCCCCCCCACACCGACGACGUCACCUUCUCCUCCUCAUUGUUAUAAGAGCAGACAGGCCAGCGUGGAGCCUGGCAAAGACCGGAGAAUCAGCAUGUCGUCUCAGACUACUAGGAGGAAUGUAUACACCCGGACCACCAGUAGUGGCAGCAGCAGGAUGAGUUCAGACGGGGGUGGCCGGCCGGCCAAGGUGGGUUCCCGGGUGGAGGUGAUUGGAAAGGGGCACCGCGGAACUGUGGCAUAUAUCGGUGCAACGCUCUUCUCCACAGGGAAGUGGGUGGGAGUGAUCCUCGACGAGUCGAAGGGGAAGAACGAUGGCACAGUCCAGGGGAAGAGAUACUUCACCUGCCAUGAGAACCAUGGCAUCUUCGUACGGCAGUCACAGAUCCAACUGGUUGAUGAUGGAGCAGACACCACCUCUCCUGACACCCCAGAACCGGCCUCCAACAAGGUCCCCAAACACGAGAUCCUGGAGACACUCAAGUCUGCUAAACUGCAGCGAGGACCCAAGCCCAAAAAGGUGGUGCACGCUUCUCGAACCUCCUCGACUCCUGCCCCCAGGAAGACUACGGCCAGAAGGCCCAAGCCCAGCCGUCCUGCGGGAACCGGAGCCUCCAAGGCGGGGCCCUCUGGGUCUGUGUCUGCCUCGGCUGGAGAGAUGAGCAGCAGCGAGCCUUCCACCCCGGCACAGACCCCCCUGGGGGCCCCCAUCAUCCCCUCACCCGGGGGGCUCCUCUCCCCUUCAGCCCCCCCACCUCCACUCCCCAGCAAGGAGGAGGAGUCUCUGCGAGGUCAGGUGAAAGAUCUGGAGGAAAAGUUAGAGACUCUGAGGAUGAAGAGGACAGAGGACAAGGUCAAGCUGAAGGAGCUGGAGAAACAUAAGAUCCAGCUGGAGCAGCUCCAGGAAUGGAAGACCAAGAUGCAGGAGCAGCAGAACGACCUGCAGAAACAACUCAAAGAGGCCAAGAAGGAGGCGAAGGAGGCCCAGGAGGCGAAGGAGCACUACAUGGAGGAGAUGGCGGACACGGCCGACGCUAUAGAGAUGGCCACGCUGGACAAGGAGAUGGCUGAGGAGCGGGCUGAGUCCCUGCAGCAGGAGGUGGAGUCUCUGAAGGAGAAACUGGAAGAGCUCGUCAUGGACCUGGAGAUCCUCAAACACGAGAUAGAGGAGAAAGGUUCAGACGGUGCUGCUUCCAGUUACCAUGUGAAACAGCUGGAGGAGCAGACACACACACAUUUGCAGGCCUGUGUCAGGAUGCGUGACCUGUCUGUGUCGGAGAAGCAGGAACAUGUGACUCAGAAGCAGACAGAGAGGAAGAGCACAGAGCUGGACACCCUGAGGACUCAGAGAGAGAAACUCCAGGAGGAGAUGAAACUGGCCGAGAGGACCAUCGAUGAACUCAAAGAACAGGUGGAUGGGGCACUAGGAGCUGAGGAGAUGGUGGAGACUCUGACAGAGAGGAAUCUAGACUUGGAGGAGAAAGUCAGAGAGCUGAGAGAGACCGUCGUUGAUCUGGAAGCCAUCAACGAAAUGAAUGAUGAACUCCAGGAGAACGCCAGAGAGACGGAGCUGGAGCUCAGAGAGAUGCUGGAUCUGGGCGGAGGCAGGGUCAGGGAGGCGGAGAAACGGGUGGAAGCUGCUCAGGAGACCGUAGCUGACUAUCAACAGACCAUCAAGAAGUACCGUGAGCUGACCGCUCACCUGCAGGAGGUGAACAGAGAGCUGACCAGCCAGCAGGAAGCCACAGCUGAGCAGCAGCAGCAGCCUCCACCUGAGAUGUUUGACUUCAAGAUCAAGUUUGCUGAGACUAAGGCCUAUGCCAAGGCCAUAGAGAUGGAGCUGAGGAAGAUGGAAGUGGGCCAGGCCAACAGACAGGUGUCUCUCCUCACAUCCUUCAUGCCCGACUCCUUCCUGCGUCAUGGAGGAGACCACGACUGUAUCCUGGUGCUUCUGCUCAUACCAAGACUAAUCUUCAAGGCGGAGCUGAUCAGUAAGCAGGCCCAGGAGAAGUUUGAUCUGAAUGACAACUGUGUGGAGAGGAGCGGGAUGAGAGGAACGGCUGGGGAACAGCUGAGCUUUGCUGCAGGACUGAUCUACUCUCUCAGUCUGCUACAGGCUACACUACAUAAAUACGAACAAGCGCUGAACCAAUGCAGCGUGGAGGUAUAUCAGAAGAUCGGGACGCUCUACCCGGAGAUGGGCGUUCACGAACGUUCCCUGGACUUCCUGAUCGACCUGCUGCACAAAGACCAGCUGGAUGAGACGGUGCAUGUGGCGCCACUCACCAAGGCCAUCAAAUACUACCAGCACCUGUACAGUAUCCACCUGGCAGAGCAGACAGAAGACUGCACCAUGCAUCUGGCUGAUCACAUCAGGUUUACCCAGAGUGCGUUGGACUGUAUGUGUGUGGAGGUUGGUCGUCUGCGUGCGUUCCUACACACAGGGCAGGAGAAGACGGACCUGGCCGUGCUGCUGAAGGAUCUAGAGACUUCCUGUUCUGACAUCAGACAGUUCUGUAAGAAGAUCCGCCGACGCAUGCCUGGUACGGACGUACCUGGGAUACCUGCUGCACUCACCUUCUUACAGCAGGUGGCAGAUAUUCUGCUGGACUGCAGGAAACACCUGACCUGGGUGGUGGCUGUGCUGCAGGAGGUGGCGGCUGCAGGGGCGCAGAUGGUCGCCCAUCUAGGGGAGCAGGAGGGACUCUCCGCACUCAAACUAGAGGACGUGGCCUUUAAGGCUGGAGAGCAGAUCUAUGGAACUCAAGGUUCUAACCCCUAUGGGUGCCUGCGCCAGUCCUGCUGCAUCGUCAUAGCAACCAUGAACAAGAUGGCCACCGCCAUGCAGGAGGGAGAGAUAGACCCCAGUGCCCCUUCCCAGACACUUCCUCCGGUGGAGCUGCGUGCCACAGCCCUCAGAGCGGAGAUCACAGACGCAGAAGGACUGGGCAUGAAGCUGGAGGACAGAGACACAGUCAUCAAGGAGCUCAAGAAGUCACUCAAGUUCAAGGGAGAGGAGCUGAGUGAGGCUAGCGUCCGGCUCAGUCUGUUGGAGAAGAAACUCGACAGUUCAUCUAGAGACGCAGACGAGCGCGUAGAGAAGAUCCAGACUCAACUCGACGAGACUCAGACUCUGCUCAAGAAGAAAGAGAAGGAGUUUGAGGAGACCAUGGAUGCGCUGCAGGCUGAUAUCGACCAAUUGGAGUCGGAGAAGGCGGAUCUGAAGCAGCGUCUGAACAGCCAAUCAAAGAUGACCAUGGACGGGCUGAGAGGAGCGCCAGCGUCGGGAAUCGCCUCCAUUGUCACGGGGAUGACAGGAGCGACUAUGGCCAGUAUGGGUCCCGGUAUGGGUCCCGGUAUGGGUCCGGGUAUGGGUCCUGGGUCGGGGGUCCCGGUGAUAGACUCUCCUCUCCUGACGCAGCAGAUUGAGGCUCAGAGACACAGCAUCAAACACCUGAAGAAUGAGAACAACAGACUCAAGGCUGAGAAGAUGCGAGCCCAGCUGUCCUCCCUACCACCUCUCCAUGUCUCCAAGCUCCCCACUAGAGACGGCUCUCACCCAGAGGUGCUCUCUAGCGCCCUCUAUCGUAAGACUGACCAAUUACUGGACACGUUACUGCAGAUGAGUGCCAACGUCAAAGUGGUGGACAUCACUGGCAAAUCCCCAGUAACUCCUAGUGCCCAGCUGCUGGAACACACAGCCAGACUCCAGUCCCUUAGCAACACUCUGGACAGACUGAAGGAUGAGGUAUCAGAACAUGUGGUGACCCAGAGACCUGGAGCUCGAGCCUUGUCUGACUUUGCCACGUUCCCCUGCUCCUCCUUCGUCAAGGUCCAGGAGGAGAAGAGGGGGGACAUGGUGCUGGUGGGGAAGGUGAUGAUGCCGUGUUCCCGUGGUCAGGAGCAGGUCCACCGUCUCGUCCUAUCACAGUCUCAGCUCCAAAGAGUGCACCGCCUCCUGCUGACAUAGGCUCCACCCACAACCCACCCUGCUGACAUAGGCUCCACCCACAACCCGCCCUGCUGACAUAGGCUCCACCUUCAACCUGCCCUGUUGCUCCUUCCCAUCUGUCUGUCUGAGUUUUUUUUAGGCCAAAGCAUUGGGUUUGUGUUCGUACGCAGACGGUGCUUGACUUGGGCCGUGAGCUCACUGAACUGAGCGCCAGAACCUUAAUUAUCUCUAUUGCCUGAGUUCCAUUCUGCCGUUAUUGCAAAGUUCUGGCACCUGGAUAUAAACGGUAGCAGCACCUAAAAUAAGUACCAGCGUCAAGUCAAGCCCCGUUCAUAUGUACAGUUAGAGUAUUAAUACGCUCACUUCCUCUAGAUCGCUCGUUCACUUCCUCUGUAGAUCAUACUCACUUCCUCUGUAGAUCAUACUCACUUCCUCUGUAGAUCAUACUCACUUCCUCUGUAGAUCAUACUCACUUCCUCUGUAGAUCAUACUCACUUCCUCUGUAGAUCGUACGCUCACUUCCUCUGUAGAUCAUACUCACUUCCUCUGUAGAUCAUACGCUCACUUCCUCUGUAGAUCAUACUCAUUUCCUCUGUAGAUCAUACUCACUUCCUCUGUAGAUCAUACUCACUUCCUCUGUAGAUCAUACUCACUUCCUCUGUAGAUCAUACUCACUUCCUCUGUAGAUCAUACUCACUUCCUCUGUAGGUCAUACUCACUUCCUCUGUAGAUAAUUUGGUAGAGCAUAGGGCCUGUAACGGCAGGAUAGUGGGUUUGAUUCCUAGGACCACCUAGACACAAAAAUGUAUUCACGCAUGACUGUCAGACACUUAGGAUUAAAGCGUCUGCCAAAUUAUAUUACGUAAACACACACUACUACACUGUCUGCUGAGGGUGAUGCUGCCUGCUACACUACUACACUGUCUGCUGAGGGUGAUGCUGCCUGCUACACUACUACACUGUCUGCUGAGGGUGAUGCUGCCUGCUACACUACUACACUGUCUGCUGAGGGUGAUGCUGCCUGCUACACUACUACACUGUCUGCUGAGGGUGAUGCUGCCUGCUACACUACUACACUGUCUGCUGAGGGUGAUGCUGCCUGCUACACUACUACACUGUCUGCUGAGGGUGAUGCUGCCUGCUACACUACUAACCACUGUCUGCUGAGGGUGAUGCUGCCUGCUACACUACUACACUGUCUGCUGAGGGUGAUGCUGCCUGCUACACUACUACACUGUCUGCUGAGGGUGAUGCUCCCUGCUACACUGUCUGCUGAGGGUGAUGCUGCCUGCUACACUACUACACUGUCUGCUGAGGGUGAUGCUGCCUGCUACACUACUACACUGUCUGCUGACGGUGAUGCUGCCUGCUACACUACUACACUGUCUGCUGAGGGUGAUGCUCCCUGCUACCCAUCUUACUGUUUCAUCAUUUAUUUAAGAUGGUCAAUGCACAUUAGGCCCUAUUUAGACUUGACAUAAGUUUACUUUAACAUGGACUUAAGUCAACAAUAUGUGUACUUAGGUCCAUGUUUUAUAUCCAUGUUAAGUCUAUUUACCUCAGGUCUGAAUCAGACCCAUUAUAGUUUCCAGGUCCAACAUCAAUGUAAACGUGACCGAGUUAUUUCCUGUCCGUUGUCCCGUAGUUCACGACGGUGUCGUUGUGUAGACGGUGUCGUUGUGUAGACGGUGUCGUUGUGUAGACGGUGUCGUUGUACAUACAACAAUUCCUUUUACUCUUAACUAUCUACAGCAGGGGUGUCAAACUCCUUUUCCCAGAAGGCCGUAUUCGGUCUUCACUGAGCGCCGCAGUCCCCCCCCCCCAGAAUAAAAAUAAAUAAACAAUUCAAACAUAGUUUGAUCUAAAGGGAGGGAAAGUUGUCAGGUUUCUGUGUAUUAAGUUGGUAUUAUUUUUUACUGCAGUUUCAUUUACAUUUCAGUGAGAAAAUAAUUCAUUUGAAGGGAUUUUAUGAAACAUGGAUAAAAUGUUUCGAUUUGAUGUCAUGUUUUACUUUUACCGGUCGUAGAUUAAUUUAUUUCAUAUUUAUUGCACAUAUUAAAUGCCAGUAAAUUGUGACAGUCAUCUGUUACCUGAUUGGUUGUAAUCUGUUUUAAGUAGCUAAUAUAGUAAUGUGUAUUACAGGUGAGACUCUUGCUGUGUAGAAUGACUCCGGUUUAGCCUUCAUCAGUUACUGUCUGCAAAAAUACGUAUUGGCCAUAGAGGCUUUGUUUUUUAUCUCUGCUAUGAAGUGUCAUACUGGUAUCAUAAAGGCUAUCUCAUCUCUGCUAUGAAGUGUCAUACUGGUAUCAUAAAGGCUAUCUCAUCUCUGCUAUGAAGUGUCAUACUGGUAUCAUAAAGGCUAUCUCAUCUCUGCUAUGAAGCGUCAUACUGGUAUCAUAAAGGCUAUCUCAUCUCUGCUAUGAAGCGUCAUACUGGUAUCAUAAAGGCUAUCUCAUCUCUGCUAUGAAGUGUCAUACUGGUAUCAUAAAGGCAAUCUCAUCUCUGCUAUGAAGUGUCAUACUGGUAUCAUAAAGGCUAUCUCAUCUCUGCUAUGAAGUGUCAUACUGGUAUCAUAAAGGCUAUCUCAUCUCUGCUAUGAAGUGUCAUACUGGUAUCAUAAAGGCUAUCUCAUCUCUGCUAUGAAGUGUCAUACUGGUAUCAUAAAGGCUAUCUCAUCUCUGCUAUGAAGUGUCAUACUGGUAUCAUAAAGGCUAUCUCAUCUCUGCUAUGAAGCGUCAUACUGGUAUCAUAAAGGCUAUCUCAUCUCUGCUAUGAAGUGUCAUACUGGUAUCAUAAAGGCUAUCUCAUCUCUGCUAUGAAGUGUCAUACUGGUAUCAUAAAGGCUAUCUCAUCUCUGCUAUGAAGUGUCAUACUGGUAUCAUAAAGGCUAUCUCAUCUCUGCUAUGAAGUGUCAUACUGGUAUCAUAAAGGCUAUCUCAUCUCUGCUAUGAAGUGUCAUACUGGUAUCAUAAAGGCUAUCUCAUCUCUGCUAUGAAGCGUCAUACUGGUAUCAUAAAGGCUAUCUCAUCUCUGCUAUGAAGCGUCAUACUGGUAUCAUAAAGGCUAUCUCAUCUCUGCUAUGAAGUGUCAUACUGGUAUCAUAAAGGCUAUCUCAUCUCUGCUAUGAAGCGUCAUACUGGUAUCAUAAAGGCUAUCUCAUCUCUGCUAUGAAGCGUCAUACUGGUAUCAUAAAGGCUAUCUCAUCUCUGCUAUGAAGUGUCAUACUGGUAUCAUAAAGGCUAUCUCAUCUCUGCUAUGAAGCGUCAUACUGGUAUCAUAAAGGCUAUCUCAUCUCUGCUAUGAAGCGUCAUACUGGUAUCAUAAAGGCUAUCUCAUCUCUGCUAUGAAGCGUCAUACUGGUAUCAUAAAGGCUAUCUCAUCUCUGCUAUGAAGUGUCAUACUGGUAUCAUAAAGGCCAUCUCAUCUCUGCUAUGAAGUGUCAUACUGGUAUCAUAAAGGCAAUCUCAUCUCUGCUAUGAAGUGUCAUACUGGUAUCAUAAAGGCUAUCUCAUCUCUGCUAUGAAGUGUCAUACUGGUAUCAUAAAGGCUAUCUCAUCUCUGCUAUGAAGUGUCAUACUGGUAUCAUAAAGGCUAUCUCAUCUCUGCUAUGAAGUGUCAUAGUGGUAUCAUAAAAGCUUUAUAGUUUUUUUUUUAUAACCUCAAGUUAUAUUGGCAUUAUUUUUAUGGCAUUGUUGGCUUUCCUUACAUUAUCAUUUGAGAGAUAAUAUGUUAACAUGGUAUUCAUUAUUUUAUGCAUUAGUGAUUUAUAGAGAAUGUACCUCUGUGCAGCCUGUUGAUAGCAUAUAAUGUACCUAUGUGCAGCCUGUUGAUAGCAUAUAAUGUACCUCUGUGCAGCCUGUUGAUAGCAUAUAAUGUACCUCUGUGCAGCCUGUUGAUAGCAUAUAAUGUACCUCUGUGCAGCCUGUUGAUAGCAUAUAAUGUACCUCUGUGCAGCCUGUUGCUAGCAUAUAAUGUACCUCUGUGCAGCCUGUUGAUAGCAUAUAAUGUACCUCUGUGCAGCCUGUUGCUAGCAUAUAAUGUACCUCUGUGCAGCCUGUUGCUAGCAUAUAAUGUACCUCUGUGCAGCCUGUUGCAAGCAUAUAAUGUACCUCUGUGCAGCCUGUUGCUAGCAUAUAUCUACUACAACCCUGUUUCUGGCCUCUAUCAUUGUGCUCUAAUGCCCCAAAAGGUAUUUCAAAUCAAAUCAAAUCAAAUUGUAUUGGUUACAUACACACAUUUAGCAGAUGUUUUUGCGGGUGUAGCGAAAUGCUUGUAACCUUUAUUUGUGUGCGACUGAUGGAAUUUUCCAGAGCCCUGUGUCUCCACCGUAACUAUUACCGCUGUUUAGGGGUUGCAAAUAUACGGUAACUUUCCCCAAAUUCCCAGGUUUUCCAGAAAUCCCGAUUGGGAGAUUCAUGUUAUCUGAUAAGCAGAAAAAUCCAGGAAUCUUCAAACCGUGAUUUCUGGAAAACCUGGGAAUUUGGGGAAAGUCGCCAGGUUUACACCAAUGUAAUGUAGCAGCUCUAACCACUAUUACUGCACUGUAACCAUCUGAACAAUAAAUAAGCUGAAGGAGAAGGAAUGUCA
Messenger RNA from Oncorhynchus keta (chum salmon), 8972 nucleotides. Its product is annotated as dynactin subunit 1-like. Gene Ontology annotation, biological process: cytoplasmic microtubule organization. Gene Ontology annotation, cellular component: nucleus; cytoplasm; microtubule plus-end. NCBI's taxonomy places the organism in Eukaryota, Metazoa, Chordata, Actinopteri, Salmoniformes, Salmonidae. The record is from RefSeq and is a predicted model, not a curated record. Gene Ontology annotation, molecular function: microtubule plus-end binding.